CGCGUAUUUCUGCUACCGCAUUUAGUCAGUCAUCCGCUGCUACGUUCGCCUCCUCGUUCGACCACUUCACGAAUUUCGCGAGCUCGAAUCGAUUUGACAGGACGCGUGGCGGAAUAAUCAUCCGCGGAAUAUAAUUCGAAGGAGUCCUCUUCCAAUCGAGUUCGAGACUCUCGUAAUAACGUAUCUCCCUUCCACCAAGUAGAAUCGAGAACGUAAAAAAGGGACGGAAGAAAUAAAUAAAGAAGCUUGGAGACGAUAAAAAACAAAGAAAAAAAGAAACAGGCGUGGACGACGAUAUUCGUCAGAAAACACGGGAUCCGAACAAUGUGACUGGCGAGAGCGGACUUUUGUAUGCGCGGUGUAUAUAUCGACAUAGUUGCAGUUCGUUCGCCUACGAGUGUCGUAUCGUACACUCGUAAACAUUUAUAGAGCUGGUUUCUCCUCCCCCUCUCCUUUAAGCGUCUCCUUUUUCCACCUCCGGAGUGCAGCCGGGGCGAGCUGAAAAGUGCGUUCGUCGAGCGGAGACCGAUACCGACUCGUUAUCGACGAUCCUCAACUUUAGUUUCUGCUCCGGUAGAAACGUAACGGUGACGAGUCGAGCAUGCUCGAACAUGAGAAGGAGAGUCACAGGAAAGGACGAAAUUAAAUCCGUUCGAAGAUCGGAAGAAUCAUUUGGCAGAUCCCCUUCCAUCCUCUUCCACGUGUCGCGGUAAUUCGUUCCACCACACCGUCGUCGUGAUGUAUAAUACACUGGACGCUCGCCAACCAGCUAACCUUCCACUCUUUCCCUCGUAAUUACCGAAUUUUCGAACAAAACGUCGCGAGCGGCGCCUAGCCACGGACGGAUUCGAGGUGAUUCGAGGUGUUCGAUGACAUAAUUUCGUGGAUGUUUACGAAGAGGAUGUUACAUACACGUACAUAUACGUUGGAGUAAGGGUGAAGGGAGAGUGAGUGAUGUCGUCGUGCAGAAGACAACGCAGCGCCGCCGCGUCCUAUUUCAUAAGGACGGCAAGAAGACUUAUAUCGCGUGUGGCGAACCAGGCGCUUACCGUUUCGCCACAGCCGGCAGUAACGGUGGAGGGGCCGGUGUCCAAAAUGUCUCCACCAACGAACGAUGUGACCAAUGGUGUGGUAGCGCCACCCAACACCCUGGCGCCCCGGGUUUCACCGACCACGAACCCGGCCCUUACCACCAUCAACCCGCCAACGCACAAGCGGACUCCCAAGGACUUCAUCUUUGGCAAGGCGAUCGGCGAGGGAAGCUUCUCCACCGUUUACCUCGCCAAAGAUAUCCACACCGGGAAAGAGUACGCGAUCAAGGUGUGCGACAAACGUCAUAUCAUCAAGGAGAAGAAGACCGAGUACGUGAAGCGAGAGAAGGAGGUGUUGAACAUGCUCGCGGGCGCGAAGCACUCGUUCGUGCGCCUGUUCUGCACCUUCCAAGACGUGGAAAGACUCUAUUUCGUCCUGUCCUACGCGAAGAACGGUGAGCUCCUGCCGUACAUCAACAAGGUUGGCUCGUUCGACAUCGAGUGUACCAAGUUCUACUCGGCGGAGAUCCUUCGUGCACUCGAGUACCUUCACGGUCUCGGGAUCAUCCAUCGCGAUCUCAAGCCGGAGAAUAUCUUGUUGGACGAGAAGAUGCACGUGCUCAUCACCGAUUUCGGUAGCGCCAAGAUCCUCAAGGACCCGGAGACGGUGACGCAUCCCGCGGCGGACGAGUCGCAACAGCAGCAGCAGCAGCAGCAACAACAGCAGCAGCAGCAGCAGCAACCGUUCCGAAGAGAACGCAGGGGCUCGUUCGUUGGUACCGCCCAAUACGUGUCGCCGGAGCUGUUGACCGAUAAGACGAGCAGAGCCUCCGAUCUCUGGGCCCUCGGCUGUAUAAUCUACCAGAUGGUCGCCGGUCUGCCCCCCUUCCGCUCCAGGAGCGAGUACAUGAUAUUCCAAAAAAUCCUGAAGCUCGAGUACGAGAUCCCCGAUGGAUUUUGCGAGCUGGCGAGAUCCCUCGUCAGUCAGCUGUUGGUGCUCGAGCCAUCGCAGAGAUUGGGCGCGCAGGACGAACACGGCGCCGGUUACCCAAGCAUAAGGGCGCAUCCGUUCUUCGAGGGUGUCGACUUCGAGACCCUCCACGAGCAGACACCGCCGCCGAUAUACCCCUACCUACCCGGCACGUCGGAGAACGAGGAGCUGAGGUCGCAGUACAGGGUUCCCGAUCACCUGGAGCCCGGCCUCGACGACAAACAGCUCACGAGGCUUCUCGGUCUGGGCAUCGGCGAGGACGAUGACGACGACGACGACGAGGACACCACCACUACCGAGCGCGAGAAACCCGCGCAGACCAGCACCGUCGUAUGCGAGAAGCCGAGGAGGACCAAGAUCACCAGUGACGGUAACAUCGCCGACUUAACGCCGGAGGAGAUCAGGAACCGAUUGGAGAAGCAACGUGCCUCUAAUCAGUGGGACGGGUUCGUCGAGGGGAAUCUGAUAUUGAAGCAAGGAUUCGUUAACAAGAGGAAAGGGCUCUUCGCGAGACGGAGAAUGCUCCUGCUCACUACCGGACCACACCUGUACUACGUUGAUCCUGUGAACAUGGUGCUCAAGGGGGAAAUACCCUGGAGUCCGGAGCUUAGGGUCGAGCCAAAGAGCUUCAAAAUUUUCUUCGUCCACACGCCAAACAGAACGUAUUAUCUGGAAGAUCCCGAGGGAUUCGCAUUGGAAUGGUGUAGAGCGAUAGAGAAUAUGCGAGUCCAUUACUACGGCCUGCAGGAGUCCACCGCUUAAACAGAAGACUGAUGAACGGAAAUCGUUUCGGAUGGAACAGGGCGAAUGAACGUUUCACCGAUUACGGUAAUCACAAUGUCCGCGGGAUUCGAUCGCGGAUAUAUCAUUAUCCGUUCGUGGCCAGAGGAGGCGUUCGUAUAGAUGGUUUGUUAGCAUUGUAACUCGGCGUUAGGAGGGAUUCACAUUCUAGGAUAGGUUAGCGUUUUUCUAACGCUUUCGAAGCGUUAUGUACAGUUUAGGAAAAAUUUUCUAGGUAAAAAUUUAAUGUGUCGGCGGCCCUCUGACCAAGCUCAAGAGGGAUACGCCCACGAGAAGAAAAGAAAAAGCGUAUCGAAAUCGUGCAGUUAUCCAUCUUUUUUUUUUUUUUCUCCCACUAAUUGUAUCGUUUUGCUAUUUAUUGUCGAACUCGGAUGAACUUGAUAAAAAAGGCUGCACGGCGUCUUUUAGCACAUGAAUUACACAGGGAAUAGCGAAAUUUGUAGGCAAGGUUUUUAGCUGUGUAUAUUCAUUCGCACAGCGUUUGAGCGCUGCGAGUGACGUAACGUUCGUGAUCGAGGUCGCCUGAUCCUUACUUUCGUUAUAGAGAAAGGAAAAUAAAACUGUUCUUCAUCCGCGCGAAUUUCGUUUAAAUAUUCAUGAUACGUAAUCGAAACAUCACAAUCAAAAUUUCAAUCGGAUUAAGCCGAUGCUUCGUAAAUAUUUAAGAAAAGAAACGAGGAAAAAUAGUAUAUAUAUAUACUGGUUGGACCAUAAUAGGACGAAGAUUAAUGAUUAGAUUAUAAGAUAGUGAAUGAAAAUCAGGCGUACAUCGAUCACACGCGUUUAUAUCAAUAGCAGCGUGUAGCAAUUUUGUUCCAAAUAUAGUCAAAAUUAAUAUAGAAAAAUUAUGGGCGACUUUUUUUUAGAAAAGAGAGAAUCGACAGCAACGCGAGAGAGCAUGUAAAUUCAUAGUUAUCUGCUCGCUGUCGAUUUAUCAACAAAUCUAGAAUGUCAAUUUAUAUAGUCGAAGUUAAUCAAAAAAAAAGAAAAAAAAAAGAAAAAAAAAGAAAAAAAAAAGGAAAAAAAGAAAAAAAUGCAGUGGGGACAACAUUGCCGCUUUGCAGCUUUAAUAAACAGUUUACGUUGCCUGAAAGGGAUUCCCGGAAUUUUGCGCGUUGUUCCGUUGAAUCUCUUGCUCUCUUCAUAUUACAGUAUUCUUCUCGUUAUUCGUUACCCCUUUUUUUCUUCUCGAUACGUUGUAAAUAUUAGCGCGAUUUCACGAAGAGCAGGCUUCGUAAAGCAUAUAUCAAUUGUAUACAUAUAGUUCUAUAUAUUUGUAAGUACAAAGAUCGUUGUCCGACCACGGCGUUUUUUCCAUUCGUUUCUUAGUUCGAUUUAUUUUGUCUCCAAUCUGGCCCUCGCGGACACGAUCGAACAAUGUGUGUAUAGCCGGGAACUAUAGAAGGACAGUGUUUAGAAUCUUAAUCGGAAGAAAUAAAUUUUAGUAGUUGUUUAAAAAUGGAGGAUGAGAUGGAAAUUAGUAUUUGUUGUACAAAAAAAAGAAAAAAAAGAAAAAAAGAAAAGCGGUGGAGAUUGGGAAGAAUUUUCUCUUCCUGCGGAAGACUUGUGAAACAGGAAUGUGACCUUAUGAAUUAAGUAGAUAGGUAAUAGAAUCUAAAAAAAAAAAAAAGGAUAGCUUUAAGAGUAGUACCCCGUAUAGAUUUGCGAGAAUCACACACACGAACACAUACACUAUCACCACCACACUCGUUGCGUUCAAACUAUUGUCGUUGUCAUUCUUACUAUAAUUUUUUUUUCUAGUAUUUAGUAAAGCUAUUACGAUUGUAUCGUUAGCGAUAUUAAUUAACUAUUUCAUCGUAUUACAAACGUAUAAGUAUUUUUUUCCCCUCGUAAUUGUCGACGUAUAUUUAAGUAUAAACGAUUCUGUUUCUCUUCCUUUCUUUUCUUUUCUUUUCUUUUCUUUUUUUUUUUUUCAUUUUUUUUUCUCACGCGCGAUCUUUUGUUAAUUUAUUAUUCGCCGUACACGUCCUACGUUUAUUUAUUUUUUAUCGUUUAUGUUUCCGCGUUAGAUCACACGCCUCGUUUACGCGUAGAUCACAUACAGACUUAGUACUACUACCGCUGCCACCACUGCGAUCAUUAUUAUUAGUGCUAUUACUAUUACUAUUACUGUGUCCAUUACUAUUGCUAUUAUAUUAUCAUUGCUGCAUACGUAGAUACAUGUAUACGUAUGCGUGCGCGUCACGUGUAUAUGCGUAUGCACGUGUUUAUAAUGCGUUCUGUAACUUAUAUUAUUACUAUCCUCUUUAGAUGUAAUUUUAGAUACUUUGUAAAUAAUACUGCCAAUUUAUCGCGCAUCGACUUCCGAAACGCUAUUCGUUCUUUUCGUGCGCGACCAAGUCGUGGCCAAACUGUACGAUACAGCUGUAUAUUAUCUAUACAUAAAUAUUCUAUAUACACAUAUAUAUUAUAUAUAUAUAUAUAAAAAGGUAUAUAUAUACACAUAGAUGCAUACAGUUAUAUAAAAUAUUUAUGAAUUGUGAAUAGUAGUUAGGGAAAUCGUGUAUAAACGUUCGUUCGUAGGUUAUAGGCCGAAUACGCGCUUAGGUUAAUACUUUGUUGACGUUACCUUUGCCACGACUCGAUCGCGCCAUUUCAUUAUACUACGUUGUACUAUAAAGACAUCCAUAUCUCACCAUCUCCUCGCGAUAUUUAGGAGACAUAAACAGGGUAUUCGGAGAAGGGAUUUGACGGAGAGUGGUUUGGUCGUCGUGCCUGCGAAGCUGCACGAGUAUGCUCGAAAUAAUGGUGAUUCGUUUACGGAUCGGCAUUGUCCUUGUGCCCAGUGGCUUUCCAAAAUGACCGCUUUUGGCGUGCCACGUACGGUGCUUGCGGGCGAAAACGGGGCGCACAGGCUCGACGAUCGUCCAUUCUCUCGUCGUUUCUUUCUCUUCAACUAGUGAGAAUCGAUCGCGAGGAGGUAUCCGAUAGUUGUUGUCGAUAAUUUCCUUCUUUCCAUUUCCUAUCCUUCUUCAUCCAUGCAGAAUAGCGUCUCGGUAGUAGUAGAUAAAAUGAAGCAUCAACGCAGUCUUUCUGUCGAAAACGAAAGCAUGCGUCGAGGGCGUUCUCAAAAUUUCAGAGGCGUGCGAAUAUUGCUUUAUCAGAAAAGACGCUUCAAUCGUUCACGGUCAAGUCCGAUAUUAUAGUUCCUCGAUGUCUCGACGAAUUGUUUCCUUUUCGAAGAAAGAAUGCGUUCGAUGUCCUAUCAUCGAUCGAACCGUUUUUAAUCGCGGAUCGGUGAUACGGUGUGCGGCACUUGCGUUUCCAUUGUUGUAAACUUUGCAGGUUCUACGUUUUAUGCAGACGUUGCAAACUUUCAGAUGGAAAUGUACAUAUAUUUUUUUUUCCUAAGCGCCGACUCCUAUCGAGGGGAAAGGUAGUCGCUUUUAUUAAAUAGUUUUCCGUCGGUUUUGGAGACUGGUCUUGAGAUUCCUAACCUCAAAGGGCGACGCUUACCUCCUUUUUUAUUAUAGUUCACUUACUCUAGCUGAACUUAACAAAAAAUCUCUAGUGUGUUUGUUGAGAGGCGUUCAACGUGAAAGAUAUAGCUAAUUUAAUUUAUACGCUCAGAAGAGAAAAAAAUACUUAAAAAAUCAAGAACAUAUGUAUGUAAAAAAAAAAAAAAAAAGAAAGAAAACAUUCGAAUACACUAAUGUAAAUCACGCAAGCAAUAACAACAAGGCCUUGCGAUCAUUCAAAUGCCUACCGUUUCGGCGUAAUAAGGACGGUUCAACUAUUAAUUGCAGUAUUACUAAAUGUAUACAGACUAAAAUACACUUACACGCCAAUACAACCUACACAACAAUUUACGUAUACACACUAAAUACUUCACAUUGGAUAAGAAGACUCUGUAAAUAGUUAGCACGUAAUUGAUAUUAUAGGCGACAAACCUAUUAAUAUUAACAUCAAAUUUAUUUAUAGUAAAUUUUCCGAAAUAUCGUA
Molecule: messenger RNA, 6786 nt
Organism: Apis cerana (Asiatic honeybee)
Lineage: Eukaryota; Metazoa; Arthropoda; Insecta; Hymenoptera; Apidae
Gene: Pdk1
Product: Phosphoinositide-dependent kinase 1
Biological process (GO): peptidyl-serine phosphorylation; intracellular signal transduction
Molecular function (GO): ATP binding; protein serine/threonine kinase activity
Source: RefSeq, a predicted model, not a curated record